This is a messenger RNA of Arctia plantaginis, 1011 nucleotides long. The record is from the annotation of a GenBank genome assembly. NCBI's taxonomy places the organism in Eukaryota, Metazoa, Arthropoda, Insecta, Lepidoptera, Erebidae.
AUGGAGCACGGGGACCCUAACCCCGCUCCAGAUAGAGAGACGUGCGCGGAAUACUUCGCGCUACCGUUUCAGAUUGACGUAGAAGAUAUUUUUAUUACGUUAAAAACUGCACAUCAUGUGGUAUGGCCAAAUGUGGUAUUUUUUAUAUUGGUACACUUGGGGUCACUUCAUGGUAUUUACUUAAUUUUCACAAAAGCUAAAUGGCAAACUCUUGUGUUUACCUAUUUUAUGUAUAUUGUAUCUAACACGGGUAUGACAGCCGGUGUACACAGACUUUGGGCACAUAAAGCGUACAAAGCGAAGUUACCCCUGAAGAUUCUACUCGUACUUAUGAGUACAAUAGGCUUUCAAGGCUCAGUACACCAGUGGGUACGCGACCAUCGCGUUCACCAUAAGUACAGUGAGACUGACGCUGAUCCUCACAACGCGACACGUGGAUUCUUCUUCUCCCAUAUUGGUUGGCUGCUAAUGAAGAAACACCCGGAGGUCACAGCUAAGGGACACGAUAUUGAUAUGAGUGAUUUGCGGGCUGAUAAGUUAAUCUGUUUACAAAAAAAGUACUAUUAUCCAUUAGUUUUGUUGUUAUGCUUCAUCACUCCAACUGUUAUUCCUCUCUUGUGGGGUGAAGAAAUGUGGACCGCCUUUUUCGUUGCUGGAAUAUUACGAUACACAUUCUCUUUACACACAAUAUUUUUGGUUAACUCUCUAGCCCAUAUGUGGGGAACAAAGCCCUAUGAUAAACGGAUGAAACCAGCAGAAACGAAGUCUGUAUCGUUCCUAGCAUGUGGAGAAGGUUUUCACAAUUACCACCAUGUUUUCCCAUGGGACUACAAAGCAGCUGAGAUGGGUGGAUACGCCUUAAAUAUAUCUCGAUUAUUUAUCGAUACCAUGGCAAAAAUUGGUUGGGCUUAUGACUUAAAGACGGUAACUGAAGCGACCCUAAAGAGACGUAUAAUCAGAACUGGUGAUGGGACACACCCGAGUUUAUUGAAAGAAAAUGACUCAUUUUAA